UCCCCGACGCCUCUCUCCUCACCAUCUUUUAGCCUCCCCGCAGAUCCCUCGCCUCUCCUCUGCAGAGAAAGAGUGAGGCAAAAUGAAAGAAAACGACCCCAGCGACUGAAUUACUGCACUCUGUUAGCGUCAUACAGAAAGAUAAAGAGAGACACGGAGAGUGAAAGCAGCUCAUAAACACAGGCCGUACAAGUUUUCCAAUCAACUGCAUACAUAUGACGUCGCUCACUCCCCCUUCUUCUUUCCCGCCAACAUCUCCUCCUCCUCCUCCCUCUUCCGCCUCCGGCGGCAGUGCCACCGCCUCCUCGCCUUGCGCCGCCUGCAAAUUCCUCCGCCGAAAAUGCCAACCCGAUUGUGUAUUCGCACCCUACUUCCUCGCCGAUCAACCCCAAAAGUUCAUCAGCGUCCACCGAGUCUUCGGAGCCAGCAAUGUCACCAAACUUCUCAAGGAAAUCCCCCAGAAAGAUCGAGAAGACGCCGUAAAUUCUCUCGCCUACGAAGCGGAUAUGCGUAUCAGAGAUCCCGUAUAUGGUUGUGUGGGUGUCAUCUCAAUUCUCCAUCACGAACUCCGUAAGCUCCAGCUCGAGCUCUCCUUCGCACGAUCGGAACUUGCGAGGUACCAAUUCAAUCCUCCGCAGCCUUCAGCUGAUUUAUGGCCGGGAAAUCAAUUUGGAUUCGAUGCGACCGCUUCGGUAGGUUUUGGGAUGAAUGUCGGAGGAAAUUUGAUUUUUAGGGCACCGAGUGCUAGGGCUACCGGGGGUGAUGGGGUUGGGCCUACCUAGCGGGAUUGUGUGGAGAUUCUUGUGGCGGCGGGUUAGUUUUAGUUGUUCUUAAUCAGGAGAAAAUAUUAUGUGUGGAUGAGAUGUGUGUGAAUUAAUUACAAAUUGAUAGCAUUAUGAAGAUAUUGUAGUGUUAUUGUACCAAAAUACCAUCAGAAUAGCACAUGUGACACUAUUCUGGUGGUAUUUGUGAUGGCAUUAUGCUACAAUACCACGAAUUCACACC
Messenger RNA from Phalaenopsis equestris, 1005 nucleotides. RefSeq names its product LOB domain-containing protein 6-like. Bases 216 to 782 code for a protein of 188 amino acids. The record is from RefSeq and is a predicted model, not a curated record. The transcript has 2 exons. Lineage: Eukaryota; Viridiplantae; Streptophyta; Magnoliopsida; Asparagales; Orchidaceae.